GUAUGGAAAACUAUAUUACAAGCUUGAGCAUUAAAUAUAUAUACACUGCUUACUACCGAGAACUUAACUGAGAGCUUUCUAUCCUCCAAAAUUGACUCCCUCAAACGAAAUCAUGGGGAUCGAGGAGAACGAAGAGCGUGAAGAGAUCAAGUAUAGCGGAGUUAGAGCAAUGCCCUUUGUUAUAGGGAACGAGACAUUUGAGAAGCUGGGGACGAUUGGGACAGCAUCGAACCUCCUAGUCUAUCUGACCUCUGUGUUCAACAUGAAGAGCAUCACCGCCACAAACCUCGUCAACAUCUUCAACGGAACCAUCAACCUUGCCACCUUAGUUGGCGCUUUCCUCUGCGACACCUACUUCGGUCGCUACAAGACCCUAGGAUUUGCUUCCAUAUCAUCCUUCCUGGGAAUGCUUGUGCUCACGCUAACAGCUGCAAUAUCAAAACUUCACCCUCCCCAAUGUAGACCGGGCGAGACUGAAAAUUGCCCAGGACCAAGCACGUGGCAGAUGUUAUUUCUACUGAGCGGGUUUGGGUUUUUAGUCAUCGGGGGCGGCGGGAUUAGACCAUGCAACUUAGCCUUCGGGGCGGACCAGUUUAAUCCUAACACUAGCUCGGGCAAGAGAGGAAUCAGCAGCUUCUUCAAUUGGUACUACUUCACCUUCACUUUUGCGAUGAUGGUCUCCCUAACGGGAAUAGUCUACGUCCAGUCCGAUGUCAGCUGGGCCUGGGGGUUGGCUAUCCCUGCAUUCCUGAUGUUAAUUUCAUGCUCUCUCUUCUUCUUGGGCUCGAGAAUAUACGUGAAAAUCAAGCCUGAUGGUAGCCCGUUGACGGGAGUCCUCAGGGUUGGGGUUGCAGCAAUUAGGAAGAGGAAGUUAAAGUUGCCCUCCGGGGCGUCUCUCGGGCUCUUUAACCACAUCCAAAAGAGUUCCAUCAACGCUCAGCUCCCUCACACUGAUCAGUUCCGAUCUCUUGACAAAGCAGCGAUCAUAACUCCUGAUGACAAGUUCAAUGAAGACGGCUCAGCCGCUUCUCCUUGGAGGCUCUGCAGCAUUCAGCAACUCGAAGAAGUGAAGUGCCUCGUGCGGACGCUUCCAAUAUGGACCUCGGCAAUCAUUUAUUAUGUAACCUUAGUCCAACGGCAAACAUAUACCGUCUUCCAAGCCCUCCAAAUGGACCGUCGCCUAGGGCCAUCGUUCAAGAUCCCGGCUGCAUCGUAUACUAUGUUCUCAAUGGUCGCCCUCACAAUCUGGAUCCCGAUCUAUGACCAAAUAAUUGUCCCAGCACUGAGGAAGAUCACUGGAAAAGAAGGUGGGAUCACGGUCCUCCAGAAGAUGGGAAUCGGUGUGUUCCUAGCAAUUGUCACAAUGUCCGUGUCCGGUUUUGUCGAGGUACAGAGGAGGUCUCUGGCUCUUAAGAACCCAAUUGGUUUUGAUCCUAUACGAGGGUCGGUCUCCUCCCUGUCGGGGUUGUGGCUAGUGCCUCAGCUUGUGCUUGGGGGGCUAUCAGAGGCCUUCACGUUAAUAGCCCAAGUCGAGUUUUUCUACAAGCAAUUUCCGGAGAACAUGCGGAGCAUUGCUGGGUCCCUAGCAUUUGUGGGGAUCGCGGUUUCAAGUUAUUUGAGCAGCCUACUGAUCUUGAUCAUUCACCAUACCACGAAAGGGACCGAGACCGAGUGGUUGCCUCAGGAUCUUAACAAGGGGAGGUUGGACUACUUUUAUUACUUAGUUGCCGCAUUAGAGGCAGUUAACUUAGGUUACUUCAUCGUAUGUGCACGGUGGUACAAGUACAAAGGAAGCAGUGGGGGUAGGAUCAUUGAGGAAGUCGAUGUCGAGAAAGUUCAGACAGGAAAGGAACUUACUCCAUAACAAAAAGAAACAAAAAAAAAAGAUAAGGAAAGAAGAAUCGCGAAUUUGAAAUGUAAGGUUCUUUUCAGUUAUUUGGGAAAUAUGUUUUGCCAAAAGGUAUUUUCGAAAAACGCGAGUUAUUUUUUUGUAGUUUGCACCGUCAGUGAACAUUUGCAAAGUUGCUGCUGCCA
This is a messenger RNA of Punica granatum (pomegranate), 2034 nucleotides long. NCBI's taxonomy places the organism in Eukaryota, Viridiplantae, Streptophyta, Magnoliopsida, Myrtales, Lythraceae. The record is from RefSeq and is a predicted model, not a curated record.